GCAGUAUUAUAUAAAAACAAAAUCUGAGAGCCCCAGAGUCUCCUGCCGUCUGAUGUCAGUAUAAAAACCACAGCUGACCCAGAAAGCCCCAGAGUCUCCUGCCGUCUGAUGUCAGAUUUGAAAGCACAGGAGAGUUAAAGGAAAAGUCUGACCAUCUCUAAACUGAACCCAGAAGGACAACAACAUGCAGAUUGAUUGAUUGGGUAGAGGUCAUGUUUGGUUGGAUCCCCGGAUUGUCCUACCUGAUGUCAGGUGCAAAGGCCCAGGGGAGUAAAGAGAAAAGUCUGACCAUGUCUACGCAGAACACAGACAGACAACAUCCUGCAGUCCUACUCAACUUCCUCUCCAAAGUUGGACUGGAGAAAUUUUAUCCUAACAAACUCACUCUUCGGUCUCUCUUGAAGAUCAACAAAAACAGCAUACAUGAAGAAGCUGUCUCAUCUGUGAAGGACAUCCCAUGGGGUUUUCUUAGAAAACUAUUUAAACUCAAUUCUGAAUGCAGGAGCUGUACACAGUUAUCAGACAAUGAUGAUGAUGAUGAUUAUGACCCUUACACUGCUGAUGACCCUGCAGAGGAUAAUAAGGUCAACCCUCUCGACCUCAUAGUAGCACUCUUCCUUUGUGCAGACAGCUUCUUGCAACAGGAAAUGGCCCUCAAGAUGUCAAUGUGCCAGUUUUCUGUCCCACUGCUGUUGCCCCAUGGCAAUAACAGUCAGAGUACCCUGAUGCUUUGGGCUCUGAGGGACAUCGUCAAAGAGUGGCGUCCACAUCAUUUGUCUGAAUCAAGAGGGUUUGUCGAAAACAACAUUAUCCAAGCAGAUAUUCCAUUCUACUCCUUUGUGAGGCUGAAAAACUGCAGUUUAUCCAAGUCCCAGUGUUUGAAUCAUAUUCUCAGCUUUGGUCAGUACAACAACAAUAUGUUCAUACACGGAGAUAUGAAAGGAAUAGCACAUGAAAGAAAAAUUGCCAAUGGUUUAGUAGAGGUUUGCUGGUACCUUCCCAGUGGUACUGAAAAUCUUGACAUAUUUCCAAAACCAGUUGCAUUCGCUAAUUUGCGAGGAGACAUUUAUGAGUCACUCGCACAGUUCACGUUUCUUUUUCAAGUGUCAACUGCUACAUUUGUAUUCCUUGACAAAGUUGAAGAAGAGGAGCACAACGUUCUGACUUCUCUUCAAGAUGUCAAAUCCAAACUGUUCUUCGUUGUUAACCGCAAGGAGGGGAAUGUUACAGAGGAUAUGGUGUCUGUCGAGAGAACACAGAAAGAAUUGGACUUACCAAAGACCAGAAUAAAAAUCAAAGAUCCAAGGGUAAACGUUGCAACGUUUUCAGAUAAAUUGUGUACAGCCAUCAAGAAAUCACUGACAGAUGUAACAACCACAAUGACAAUUGAAAAUAUGCUUGAGAGAGCUGUUGAACUUGGUCUGUCUGUGGAUGAACGCACAAGUGACGACGAAAAGAAAGCAGCUCAGGAGAUUGUGAAAGGAAUUGGUGUGCAGCGUAUACCAGACUACAAGAACCAACAACUUCCUUUGCAAGGUGUUAACUGGAAAAGGUUAUCACAGUUAGAAAUGGAGGAAUGUAGGUUACAAGAACCUGGUGAUCUAGAACCAGAAGAAUAUAAAUCUCAGCUACAGGGAGAAAAACAACAGAUUAAGAAGGAGCUUGGCAAACACAAACUAUCACAUGCUAUGAAGAGUUUUAUUGACCACUUAUCUACAGCUGACAAAGACAAAAGAGAUUUUUUCGUAAAGUGGGUAAAACUUCAGCUUAAUGCACAUUUGCAGACUGCCAUUCAACUACCUUUACUGCGUCACAAGUUGACAGAGCAGAGCAACAAAGAGGAGAAAAACGUGAAAGAGAUUGCACAGCUGGAUCAGGCUUUGCUAGAUAGCUCUUUAGGAAUAGAGCAUUACAUGAGAGAGAUGGGGCUGAUCUAUGAGGUUUCCUUGCAGUCACAAGACACUGCUGAUAAAAUGUCUCAUCUCCCUGGUUUGGCUGCUGAAAUGCUGUUGGAUGGAUAUCCUUUAGAGCUCUUAGAUGGAGAUGCUUCUAACAUCCCAGAGAGAUGGGUGACGGAUGUGCUAAUGGAGCUUCACAGGAAGGUUGGAGAGAAGAGCAGAUUGUUGGUACUGACGGUGUUGGGUGUUCAAAGUAGUGGGAAGUCAACACUCCUCAACACCAUGUUUGGUGUGCAGUUUCCUGUCAGCAGUGGCAGAUGCACAAGAGGAGCUUAUAUGCUCUUCCUCAGAGUAAGUGAGGAUAUGCAAUGCCAGCUGAACUGUAACUUUAUAGUUCUCAUUGACACAGAGGGUCUUAAAUCUCCUCAUUUGGCGCAACUAGAGGACAGUUAUGGGCAUGACAACCAGCUGGCAACCUUUGUCAUUGGCUUAAGUGAUGUCACAAUUAUCAAUGUCUCAAUGGAGAACUCCACAGAAAUGAAAGAUGUCCUGCAAAUUGCAACACAUGCUUUCUUGAGAAUGAAGGAAAUUGGUAAAAAGCCAGUUUGUCAUUUUGUGCACCAGAAUGUUGGUGGAGUCUCAGCUCACGCAAAGACCAAGGCCGACAGAAAACUUUUCUUGGACCAGCUCAAUGAAAUGACCCAAAUUGCAGCCGAAAUGGAAAAGCAGCCUGCUAUAAAAGCUUUCACAGAUGUGCUGGACUAUGACAUGGAAAAAAACAAUUGGAACAUCCCAGGGCUCUGGCAAGGGACCCCACCGAUGGCACCAGUAAACACAGGUUACAGUGAAGCUGUAGCAGAUUUAAAGAAAAAUCUUUUGAAGACAGUAAAAAGAGACAAACGCUAUGAAGUCCCACAGAUUCCAGAGUUUCUAGAAUGGAUGAGAAGUCUCUGGAAAGCAGUAAAAUAUGAGAACUUCAUAUUCAGUUUCAGAAACACUAUUGCGGCUCAUGCGUACGACAAUGUCUGCAAAGAGUUCAAUCAAUGGGAAUGGGAGUUUAGAAAAGAGAUUCUCUCCUGGCAGACAUCAGCAGAGUGGGAUAUAUCAUAUGGUGACAACAAAUCUGAUCUCAGUCAUUUGUAUGAAUUAGUUCAAUCAAAAAAAUUACAGGUGGAAGAAAAAAUAGCAGACCAAGACAAACUAAUGAAGCAGAAACUGCAGGAAUACUACAAAAGGAAAGACAGACACGUGAAUCUGAUAGAGAAAUUCAAAACUGAUUUUUUCAACAGUAUCAGUAGUCUUGCAAAUGAAAUCCGACAAUCAGUAGACAAUAAAUUGGAUUGUGCACUCAAGCUAAGAAAAAGUUUAAAAGAGGUCCAGGACAUUCAAAGAAACAACAGAGGAAUGAUUGAAGAACAAGUUAUGAACCUCUUGAGAGACUGCAAACACCAAACACUGACUGACAAAGAACUGGAAGAUGAGUUUGAAAAGAUGUGGGCUGAAGUCACUGUAAAUGUGUCCGGUCUGAAAGAACAAAACAUAGAAGCAAGCAUCUUAAAACAGUUGAGAAAACAAUUCUUAAAUCAUAAUGUCAAUGAGGAAUUACAGAACAUUGGAGACCUAGAAGACAUUGUGAAGGAUCCAUUUAAGGCAAAAAAGAAACACUUGAAAACAAACCUGCCCUUGAUAAAAAAUAAGGACACAAAAAGAGAGUUGCAGAGCUUUGUAGACAGUGUUAUUGAGUCUUGCACACGGUUUGUCCAUGAUGCUGCAAAAACAGACACAGAUUACAAUGAUUCUUUUACAAGGGAGCUUCUGGAAAAAGUGGAUGAAUCGCUGAAACAAUACUCCAAGGAUUACAAGCCCAAGUUUGAGUUUGACCUGAAACUUUACAUGUGUGGCAUUGCCUCAAGAGAGUUCCUUCACAUGCACAGAAAAUUCUUGUCAAAUAGGGAUCCAAAACGCCAGCUGGAGAAGUACAAGCCUCAGUACUUGUCAGAUUUUAUCGAUUUAUACAAACAGAGAGAUGAUUGCCAACGAAAAGCAAAGGAUUUUGUCAGAUGUUGUAUCAAACCUGCUGUUGAAGAGUACAUCAGUAGAUCUCUGGGAAUACAGAUUUUGGAUCAGAUUUUGACAAGUUGCCAUUCAGCAGAGUACAGUUCACGCUCCUUUUUCCAGUACAACAUUCAGAAAGAGUUGCUGCAAAAGGAAGACUUUGAGAGUUUUGUCAAGUACAUUUGUACGUAUGAGAUAUAUGUUAAGGAUUGGAUAUUUCAGCACGUUCUGCGAAACAUGUCAAUAGACAAAACUUUGUGCAAACUUAAGAAUAACAAUCUGCAGGUCAUAGUUCACAAAAUAACAGAAGCAAGAGAACGAGCAUCAAAAGGAGAGGAUGGUGUUCUGCUUCCAGAUAACCAGGAAAGCAUCACAAAGCUCAUCGACAAAAUGCGCAAAUAUUUGAUCAAAGACAUCUCCAUUUCUGUGGAGGCUGAAAGAAGCACUUUGUUUCAAAUCCAAAGCACAUGUCAUCCAUUUACAAAGAGCCUCAUUAAAUCAUUGGGUGAAUUAAAGGAACAGCUGCAGGAGGAAUUCUCAAACUCUGACGACAUCACUGAGACUCUGAACAAACUUCCAAUCAAACCACAAGAUGAGCUUUUCAAGCGGAUGUUUGGCUGUGGACAACAAUGUCCAUUUUGUAAAGUUCCUUGUGAGGCUGGAGGCAAAGACCACAAGAAACAUCAUGCAGCUGUUCAUCGGCCACAAGGUCUUGGUACAUACAGGGUUGUGGCCACUGAGAAGCUGGUUCCAACACUGUGUACAACAGAUGUGCACAGUAAACGUAAAUUCAAAAACGCAGAAACUAAAUGGGUGUACCAUCCUUAUAAGGAGUACACAAAGUACUAUCCAGACUGGCACAUUCCUCCUGACUCCACCAUUGAGGCAUCGGACUACUGGAAGUAUGUCCUGGUUCAAUACAAUGAAAGAUUUGCUCAGGCAUACAAAGCCAAACCAGCUGAUGUUCCAGAGGCCUGGAGGAGCAUCACAAAGGAACAAGCACUGAAGGGAUUAAAAGAUGCAUUCAACAUUAAGUGAACAACGUACAAUCCUGAAAAUAUCUUUUAAACAAACCAACAUUUAAACAUUUAUUAAAUGUCCAGAGAAUUCCAAAAGGAAAAGGGAACUGAAGUAGGGCAUUAAGAAGAGCAAUCAGUCAAAUAAAAGACUACAAUUUUAUCUUUACUUAGAAAAGUAAAGAUUUUUUAGUAUAAUUCAGUGUAAUUAAAACAACUUUUUUGAAAUGUUUUUGUUUCCAUUUUCAAGAUGCUAUGUGUAUAAUGACCAGUGUGCACAAAAGUGAAAAUGAUGUACAUAAGAAAACGUCUGACAAAAAAUAUAUGGCUAUGCACAGUAAAACUGGUGUGCACAAUAAUGUCAAUAAUAGAGGAUUUAGAUGUUUUGUUAUAGAGCAUGGUUCAUUCAUUGUGACUUUGAGUUGACUUUCUAAAAACCAUGUUUGCAAAGAAAAACAAAACAGAAUUAGUAAAUAACAAAUAUUAAAAAUGAGUUUUGAUGCAGACUUGCUUUUUUACUUUACUUUCAUAUUACCACUUUUUCUUGUUUUAUUCUUUUUUUAAAUGAUAUGUUUAAUAAACUAACAGUGACUUGUGUGCACAUCAUAAUGAUGUGUAGGCCUAAGUACAAAUACCAUGUGAUGAGAUUGUUUUACUUACUUUUAUUAUUAUAAUUUACUCAACUAUUUACAUUUUUAUAGUUUUAUUCUCAACAUUUGUUGCUAAAUGUAACAAGAAACAUUUUUAUGUUUGCUUGAAGAAUACAAAAAAUAGCAUGUAAAAGCUGAUCUGACAUGCUCUUAUGGUUUUCUAUUAUCCUUUUUUGUUGUGUUUUUAAUUUAGUUUUAUUAUGAUUACAGCUCUAUCUGUAAUAACUACUGCUAAAGAUGCUGAUGUUGUAGAUGAUGAUGUUGAACUACCAAAGCCAUGUGAAACAGAUGUUUUCUAACAUGUUAUCUUUGGUAUUAUUUUACUUCUAAUAUGUAGAUACAAAACAGUUGUAUCUUUUGAUAUUUAUUUGAUAAGUCAGUGAAUGAGAAAUAUUGAAACACAAAUCACUUUUUCCUGACCUGCUUUGUUUUUACCUUUUACAAAUUUACCAUUUUUUUCUUGUUUUAUUGCUUAUAAAAAGAUGUUAAACAAACUUACAUGAUGACUAGCGUGCACAGAAAUGAUGAUGUAGGCCUGAGUACAAUGACCAUGUGAUGAGAUGUUUCACUUACUAUGUUACUACUUUUUAUUACUUAUUCCACUAUUUACAUUUUUACAAUUUUAUUCAAGAUUCUUGCUAAAUGUAAUCUGAAAAGUAAUUGAUGUGUGCUUGGAGAGUACAAAAAACAGCAUUAGUUGAAAUAUAUACAUGUUGAUGCCAGUGAUUCAUGUGCAAAUACUGUGGCAUCUUUUCAAAUGUUGUUAAUGAUUAACUUGUUACCAGAUGAUGAUGUGUUGUUGAACAAGUAACAAAGAAGUUAAAAAGCUGGAAAUGCUUUGUGAUCUCUAACUCAAAUGUGCUUUUAUUGUUUAUGAUUAUUCAUUUUUGUUUUGGGCUAAAGAUGACUUUGUUGAUGAUGUUGAACU
Messenger RNA from Perca fluviatilis (European perch), 6547 nucleotides. Its product is annotated as up-regulator of cell proliferation-like. The transcript has 6 exons. NCBI's taxonomy places the organism in Eukaryota, Metazoa, Chordata, Actinopteri, Perciformes, Percidae. The record is from RefSeq and is a predicted model, not a curated record. The coding region runs from base 213 to 4991 and encodes 1592 amino acids. Gene Ontology annotation, molecular function: GTP binding.